CGUCGCUCGCAUCAGCACGCAAGGCGCCGCCAGAAGCCAAAAUGCUGUCCCUCCUCCUCGCGCUGCUCGCAGAAGGCCCCUCAUGAAGCACAAGCGUCUGUAUGGAUGAGUUUGUUUCUUGGUGAACGAACAAGCUCCGUGGCCGCCCUGGAAGUGGAGCCCCUGGCCAUUGUGGACAAUCUGCGCUAUAUCUCCUUCGGCCUCGGUCCUUCCGAGAACAAGAGCGUCCUCCUGUGCGCCUACACGCUGGAUGAGGGCCAGGCGGUGUCCGGGGUCCUCUGGGAGAUCCUGAAGGAGGAAGUGGCGGCCGGAACCUUCGAGUGGAAGCCCAACGCCCCUGCGACUGCCACAGGUCUCCUGAAGGACAAGGUGAACCUCGAGCGCGAUGACAGCGACCUGGAACUGACCGCGCUGACCUAUGACCUGAGCGCCAACUACAGCUGCACCGUCACUGCCGACGACGGCACCACGGCGAGUGCCAAGGAUGAAAUACUGAUCAUAGACACCACCAGCAACCACAUCUACGAAGAAUUCAGCCCGACGGAGGCGAACUGCAGCAUCCGCGUCUCCGUCAGGUAUUUCCCCGUGUUCCCGGCGCCGACCGUCGCCGCCGGCCUGUACUCGGAGAGCCUCGGCGAGUACGUCAAGGAGGUCGACCCCUGGAUCGCCAUCCGCCAUCCCAACGGCUCCGUGGGUUACUCCUUCCAGGAUUACGACAUCAAGGUCGACGCGGGCGCCACCGAUGACACCAACUUCCGCUGUGAACUGGGCGUCAGGAAGGCCAAUGGGACAGUGAUAGGCCUGUCAAAGAUGACGUCCCAUUUCUAUUUCAAGCACAGCUGUAAGGUUCUCCCGGUUGGAGAAAACCAGACAGUGAGCUACAACACCGACGGUAGAACCUGCUACGGAGAACCAUACGCACCAGGAACAACAGAGGCGAGGGUGGCGUGCGCGGAGGGCUUCGUCAGCAGCGGGAACGUGACGUCCGUGACGCUGGUCUGCGAGUCGGUCAACGCCACGGUUCAUCGCUGGAUCCCCGGGGACGAAGGCCUUCUGCCGGAGGACCUCCUCUGCGAACCGACUCCAGCCGAUGGGGCGGCCAUGAGAGUCGCCAGCUGUUACGCCCUGCUGACGGCGACGCUGCUGCUCUGCCUCCACGGCCGCUGACUUCUGACAGCCGCGGCGGAGGUAGCCGACUGUCAGUCAUUCCAUUGGUCAAGAUGACUCGUGGAGACUCAAGAAACACCUCUAGAUAUUGUUGAUUCUUGUGAUAAUUAAAUGUCGGUUUGUGUUCCCAGUAAUUCCCUGCGCUGGUUUACGAUUCAGUUCAGAGCUUAGAAUAAAGGUGAUUUAAGGUGGUUGAUCUUGCAGUAUCAUUCAACAAUACUUUUUGACAUUAUUCGUAAAAUUGUGUGAGUGUGUUCUUCAUGUAUACAUAUUUCCCGUGCGAUUCCUGAGUCCGAAUGUCGUCAGGCUGACUCUGGGCGUUGCGGUUCCGGUUGUGGAAGCCUAUCGAAGGAGAGCAAAGCUAAGGACACUGUUCUUCUCCGUCCUUGGAUCCCUGGACAGCCUCGCUGAAGUCAGGUCAGCUGACCAAUCAAAAGCCGUAGCUGACCAGACCGGCGAGGCUGUCUAGGGAUCCCAGGACGGAAAAGAGUAGUGUUGCCUUAGUUUAAGGAAUCAGCAGAAAAACUGUGACACCAUCUGCUCCUUUAGAAUAGCUCGUUUCAGAUGUGUAUUCUUACUUGUGUAUAUCUUGCGUCUAUUACUACAAUAGAAAAAGUAUAUUUACAUCUGUGUAUCUAAAAUGAGAGAUUAAAAAGUAAGGGAAUGAU
Molecule: messenger RNA, 1835 nt
Organism: Penaeus vannamei (Pacific white shrimp)
Lineage: Eukaryota; Metazoa; Arthropoda; Malacostraca; Decapoda; Penaeidae
Source: RefSeq, a predicted model, not a curated record